Fusarium oxysporum Fo47 is the source of this 798-nucleotide messenger RNA. Its product is annotated as ClpP/crotonase-like domain-containing protein. The transcript has 2 exons. The record is from RefSeq and is a predicted model, not a curated record. NCBI's taxonomy places the organism in Eukaryota, Fungi, Ascomycota, Sordariomycetes, Hypocreales, Nectriaceae. Bases 1 to 798 code for a protein of 265 amino acids. Gene Ontology annotation, cellular component: peroxisomal matrix. Gene Ontology annotation, biological process: fatty acid beta-oxidation.
AUGGCAGUGAUCGAGGUUGAGUACAGUGGCCCCAUUGCGGUUGUAGCGCUCAACAAACCCAACAAGUUGAACGCUUUGACCAAAGACGAGUUCUACCAGCUCGCACGCACACUUCAGGAGGUUGCCAAUCAUGAUGAAGUGGUAGCGACUGUGUUGACAGGCAACGGGAGAUUCUUUUCAGCCGGUGCCGACGUGUCGGUCUCGAGGCAGAUGCCCGAGGGCACAGACUUGUAUCGGCAUAACUUGACCGUCACGGUAGCCAGCAACAUGAAUCUUGCGCGAGCCUUCUAUACACAUCCCAAGAUCUUGGUAGUAGCCCUUAACGGUCCUGUGGUUGGUAUGGCUGCUGCGCUGAUCGCCUUCGCCGACUUUAUCUAUUGUAUGCGGGAAACAUAUCUCUUGACGCCGUUUGCUAGCUUGGGCCUGAUCAGCGAAGGUGUCUCGUCGAUAGCUUUCGCAGAACGCAUGGGAAUCUCCAAAGCAAACGAAGCCCUGAUUCUGGUGAAGCGCAUCUCCAGCAACGAAUUACUUGAGGCAGGUUUCGUGAACCAAAUAUUUAAUUGCCCCGCCGAGUCAUUCCGGAGUGAGGUGCUCAAGGAGGUUAAGGACAGGUUCCAUGAUGGUCUGAAGGCGUCAAGCAUGUUGCAGAUCAAGAAGAUGAUUAGACAUCGAUCAAGACGGGAACUAGACGCUCAGAAUGUUGAUGAAGUGUUUGAAGCUCUCGAGAGAAACGUUCAAGGAAUUCCGCAGAAGGAGUUCGAGAAACUGCGGAAGGGGCAGAAGAAACAUAAGCUGUGA